AUGACAAAGUUCAUAAACCUUUACAACCACAAGGAUAUCAACAUUGCCGAUUCACCUGGAUCAAAUGAUAAAGAGGGAGCAGUUGAUCUCGCCACCCACGUCUCAACCAUCAACGGUAUCCAAUCUUCAAAUUCAGUACGACCCGUUCUUGUCCUCUCCAGACACGACAUUGAAGCCAACCGAGGAAAGAAUUUUAGUGAUCUCCUUGACCACCUGGCCCACAUGAUACCUGAAGACCUAGCCACCAAUAUGCAAUCAAUGACUGUGGUCUUCACCAACAUGGACCCGGAACAUUCUUUGAGUAAACAGUAUGCCGACAUCGAGAGAUUCAUCACCUUACAACUCAAUCAUGAGGAGAUGGAUGAUCCUUCCAGUAUGAGAUAUACUCUUAUCAACAGAAUAUUUGUUGGUGCCAAGGCAAAACUCAAUCUCUUGGAGAACAAUAUCCAGAGUUUGGAUUCAAACAUCAUACAUAUCGCCGACCCCCUCAAGCCCAACGAUCGGGACUCUCUCCUCUCUAUCAUCUUGUCGAAGCCGGGAAUCACUAACCCUAAGGAAGUGAUCAAGUUCAACAUCUCCCCUGCCUCCCAGACCUAUAUUGAUAGUGUUGCUUCAAAGAUUCAGAGCACUAUCAAGGACUCUCUAUCGUCCAAAGAUUUUGAAUCAUUGAAGAAGAUGCUCGAUCUCUUCUGGCAACUAAACAGCAUUCUUGGGUUAAACAAUCUGGACACUUCAUACAAUUCCACAAUAGAUGAUAUCAAGCAACACCUUAAACAACUGGUUCAAUCUACAAAGGACAGUCUGAUUGUUGGUCUUCGGCUGGGAAAUAACAUCAAUCAUCUGCAACUAAAAUCGCUUAUUGACAACAUCACGAGAAUCAGAAUCCAAGUUGGUGGACAGUUGUCAAACGUUGAGACACACGAACAAUUCUUGGAAUCCCUUAUUCAGAUUGUCACCGAGUGUCUGCUCUCAUUGAAAGACAUCUCUGUGUACUCAUCAAUCAAAUCUCAGUUGGACAAGUUUUAUCAGCUCACCCUUCUGGACCCGUGCUUUCAACCAAUGUUGGAUGCCGCCAAACAAACUAUAGCCGAACGAGCCAGGUCAUUAUUAGAAGAGGUUAAAAAUGACCUAGACAACUUAAAGUUGGAGGACAUUGUCACUGUCUUGACAAUUUGUGAUGGCAUCAAGAACAAGAAGGGCAAUAUAAUGACUUUAUCACAAAUCAAGAAUCUAAACGACCCAAUCGAAGUGACAGAACCCAAAGAAGAACUUGCCAUUUUCGAGAGUUCCAGGAACACCAAGCCUGAGACCAAAGAGUGUUUCUGUCAAAUAUGUAGAGUUGACCAAGCUUCCAUGUCAGAUUCAAUCCAGAAAGGAAGGUGGGACACGUUCAAGCGGGAAUAUGAGACAAUGAACCUCCUAAGGACAUGCAAUCAUUUCCCUUCGGCACCAUUGAUCCUACCAGCUAUUGAGAUGGAGCUGAAACAUACUUUUUAUUUAUCCGUCAACACCAUUAAGAGCCAACUGGAGGAGGACAAAUAUGAACAGGUGGCUAGUGUUGCCAAACGUAUCAUCAAUGCGAGGGGCAUCAACAUCAUCUCCUCAAUCAUUGGAGACGAAUUAUUCUCAGAUUUGAUUGAUGAUAUCAACAAUACCAUCGACAACUUCAUCAAAAGAAUGGUCAACCACCUUUCAGUGAACAAUCUCAAUGAGUUUGCAAUCCAACAACAGUUGCUCAAUCAUCUCCAUAAUCUGCCUCAUUCAAAGACCGACCUCCACUUUAUGAUCAGUCAGCUCAACAUUGAUUUUAAAUCCAGACUAGACCACCUUAUUGACGAUGUCGUUGGAUUCCUUAAAUUGGGAAACUACGAACAGGUCAAUAGAAUAGUAUGCGGCUUCCCUACAGGCACUCCUGUACAUACAGAGCUCAUCUCCAAGAUAAUUGCCUUCUUGAGCACCCUGGAGUCCAAUUUGUACGAUCGAGCCCUAAGUCUGGACAUCCCACUAGACAACGAUAAGACUGACAUCAAUUUUUCAAAGAAUCUAUUAUCAUUCUACAAAGCUUCUAUAUUGGCAGAUCUACUCUCGGUCAAAUUCCAAUAUGACAUCACGUCCAAGAUCAAAGAAAUCCAAGACACACUCCUCAAGAGUAUCAAAUCUUUGUGUGAGAGGCAAAAAGAUUCCAUCAAAGACCACAACUUCACCGAAGCAUGUUCAAUCUCCAACAGAGUGGAUGAGAUCGUCAACAGGAUCACAGGCCACUCACACAAGGUGAUUGAGAUAGAACUUGGCAAGAAACUGAUACUAUCCAAACAGAUAAUCAGUAACUCCUUAAACAAUCUGAACAUUGACUCAUUGUUUGCCGAGGACAAGAAUAUCCUCGAGAGCAUUAAACAAGCCACCAAAAUAGAUAAUUCCUGCUCGGCUAAGUUCAAACAACUGGAGGACACCUACAUUAGGAAAUUGUCAACCAGGGCCGAGUCAAUUCAGGAACAGAUUGACAACGGACACUCCUUCGAUGCCAUGAUCAAAAAGAACGAGGACUUGGACAACUCAGUCACAACCCAAGAUAAUGUUCUCCAUAACCAACAGGCAUUGCAUGGAUGA
Messenger RNA from Acytostelium subglobosum LB1, 2607 nucleotides. RefSeq lists its product as hypothetical. The transcript is spliced from 2 exons. The coding region runs from base 1 to 2607 and encodes 868 amino acids. NCBI's taxonomy places the organism in Eukaryota, Evosea, Eumycetozoa, Acytosteliales, Acytosteliaceae. The record is from RefSeq and is a predicted model, not a curated record.